Rhizoctonia solani is the source of this 1065-nucleotide messenger RNA. RefSeq names its product tungstate-binding protein. The record is from RefSeq and is a predicted model, not a curated record. Lineage: Eukaryota; Fungi; Basidiomycota; Agaricomycetes; Cantharellales; Ceratobasidiaceae. Bases 1 to 1065 code for a protein of 354 amino acids. The transcript has 6 exons.
AUGGUUGCAACUUCACUGGUCCUAGCUCUUGGUUCUGGGCUAGCUGCCCUUGCCCUCCCCACACAGCAGCCACUUAUUGGGAUUAAUUUUGCUGAUGAAUUUAAAACGAGCUGCAAUGUGAACAAUCCAGCUGCCGAGAAGACUUACUACGGCGUAGGGAAUAACAAAGAUACUAACGCUGGUCAAGUCAAGUUGAGGAUCAGCAAUGGAGGUGCUGGCCUUUCUGGCCUAGUCGGCGCACUAGCGGAUGAGUUUAUCACGUACAUGGUCAACAAAACAGACAUCGACAAGCGCGUGGAUCCGUUUAGGGUUGAAUGGGUAAAAGGCGAUACAACCGAGACGCUCAAUUACCUGGCAACCGGCCAAGCAGACAUUGGAAUUACUUACAACAAGGCGGCAGAGUGCCAAGCCAUGUCCGAUAAGGUGGCCGCUCGUAGAGUCUACGGGUUUAGAGAUCAUUUCUAUCUUGUUGGACCCCAUAAUAACCCGGCUGGCCUAAAUGUAUACCAAAACGGCACUGCCAACCAGACAGUUUUCACUCAAUUUCAGAAGAUUGUGUCCACGGGAAAUAACGCGACUCAUUCUGCCACGAACAUUAAAGAUUCAGAAUUAUUCGUUGCAAUUGGCCAGGUGCCAUGGGGUCUGGCCUACUCCAAGUGGUAUCAUCAAUACAUCAUGUAUCCGAUAGAUGCGCUUAAAGCUGCAGCGCUCUUAGAAGAGUAUACGAUUACUGAUAGGGGUACCUGGCUUUCGACUCCCAAGAACAUAACAGAAAUGUUAGUUCUCUACAACGAGGGAAAAGACGAUGAAACACAAGAUAACCCGGAUGUAGUUGAAGGCCCGGCGGACCCCCUUCUAAAUCCUGCGUUUUUCUUGACGAGCACCAAAAUUUGCGAGGAAAACAAGGACCUUGCAGAUGCCUUCCUCGAUUGGGUGGUCGACCGUGCGCUUGGUCAGGAAGUUAUUAAGGGUUACAGGAGAAACGAUUCAGACGAGUGGCUCUACACUGGUGCGCCUAACCGUACCGACCUCCGAAUCCAAAACUGCACCAUCCAAGGAUCUUAG